Paramisgurnus dabryanus is the source of this 3423-nucleotide messenger RNA. The record is from RefSeq and is a predicted model, not a curated record. NCBI's taxonomy places the organism in Eukaryota, Metazoa, Chordata, Actinopteri, Cypriniformes, Cobitidae.
AGUUGGUUCGAAACCUGCCAUAAAAUCAGAAGAAGAAGAAUUGUCGCGGUGGAAUGAUGGCGGUGAGUGUUGUGUCGGUAUGUCAAUAUUGGAGACGCUUUGACAUACAGCAGUUGCAGAGAGAGUUAGACAGCACUGCCACACUAUUGGCCAGCAGACAGGAUGACAGUGAACAGUCCAGGAAGAACCUCGUCGAGCAGAGCCGACAGUUUAAAAAGAGCUCACCAGAGGACCUGAGGAAGCUUGUGGCUCCACUGCUGAAGAGUUUUCAGGCUGAGGUUGAUGCAUUGAGCAGGAGGAGUAAAGAAGCAGAAACAGCCUUCUUAAGCGUCUAUAAACGGCUGAUCGAUGUGCCGGAUCCAGUGUCAGUGUUGGAGUUGUCACAGCAGCUGCAGCUGAAGGUUCAGAAGAUGAAUGACAUUGACACAGAGAAUCAGAAGUUACGUGAGACGCUGGACGAAUACAACAAAGAGUUUGCUGAUGUCAAGAACCAAGAAGUGACCAUUAAGAACCUAAAGGAGAAGAUCCGGGAGUACGAGCAGAGCAUCAGGAACCAGGCACAGAAUCUGGCCCAGGAGAAACAGCAACAGAUACAUAAAGACUUUGCUGAGAAAGAGAGGAAGUUCCAGGAGUCACAUGAGGCUUUGGUGUGUAAGCUGCAGGAUGCAGAACUAAAAGCUCAGACCCUGCAGACAGCCCUUGAAAGAACACAGACAGAGCUUUUUGAUCUAAAGACCAAAUAUGAUGAAGAGUCAACAGCAAAAGCUGAUGAGUUUGAGAUGGUGAUGAUUGAUCUGGAGAGAGCCAAUCAGAGAGCAGAAGCCGCUGAGAGAGAAGUGAGAUUACAGAGAGAACAAAUGACUUCAGCUAACAAAUUAAUUCAACUCCCAUCACAAAUCCAUAGAACUCCAAAUACGCAGGAUGAGUGUGAGAUGACAUUACGUCCGAGUCUGGAGGCAGAGCUAGGUUUAAAGGAACGUGAGAUGAUUCAGUUGGUGGAGGAUGUUCAGAAACUGCAGGGCAACCUCUCCACUCUUCGGGAGAACUCGUCCACACAGAUCAGCCAAUUACAUCAGCAGCUCACCAUCAAGACUGCCACACUGAAGCAACUGGAAGAGAAGCUUCAAACACAAGCAGAUUAUGAGGAGGUGAAGAAAGAGCUGAGUAUCCUGAAGUCAAUGGAGUUUGGCCCAUGUGAUGACUCUACAUUGCAGGAUUCAUGUAAACCAUUAGAAGUGCUUCUGCUGGAGAAGAACCGCAGCCUACAGUCUGAGAAUGCAUCUCUGCGCAUCGCUAACACUGACCUGAGUGGCCGUUAUGCAACUCUACAGCUGGAGUUCUCAGCAGCAGUGAAGAGCAUCUCUGAUCAAAAAGAUCUUAUCCUCAAACUGGAGCAGGAUCUAAGCACCAUCCAGACUAUGUCACGGCCCGAGGCUGAGGGUGCAGACAGCACUGUGCUGAUAGUCCCUGAGCCCGUGAAAGAAGCCACAUCUCUUUUCUCAGGUGUGAACAGCUCUCCUCAGGCAGACAUUCCUCAGGGUCAGAUGGAUUCUCUGCUGUCCAUUAUCUCCAGUCAGAGAGAGCGUUUCCGCUCACGUAAUCUGGAGCUGGAGGCUACAAACAGUUCCCUUCAGCAAACCUUACAGGCGCUGCAGAGCAAGCUGGACAGCAUGCGGGCUGACAACAUCAAACUCUACGAGAAGAUCAAAUUCCUGCAGAGCUUCCCCAGCAGAGCUGGAGACAGUGAUGAUACAGUCAUGCGGUACUCAUCUCAGUAUGAGGAGAGACUUGACCCCUUCACAUCCUUCAGUAAACGGGAGCGGCACAGAAGAUAUCAGAACCUCAGCCCUUGGGACAAAGCUACACUCAGUUUGGGUCGUGUCAUUCUGUCUAAUAAGACUGCCAGAACGGUUGCUUUCUUCUACACACUGUUACUGCACUGCCUCAUCUUCCUGGUGCUGUAUAAAGCUGCUUGGAGUGAGAGUAUCGGCCGAGACUGUGCUGCAUUUUGUGCCAAGAAGUACUCCGAUCACCUGCACCGCUUCCAUGAGGAUGGAGACAUGUGGCAGUAAAUAAACCUUCAGUAGCAGAGAGAUUCACAUCACUCACAUCAGCAUCAUUCUGUCAAUCAUUAAGUCCAAAAAACAACUUUAUUUAGUUUGUUAAUGAUAACAAUUUAGUGCUUCUUUCUAUUGAUUUAUCGGUACUGGGACUUGCUCAUUUUGACUAUAUACUGGGUUAUAUGUAUUAAUUUCACAGGAAUUUGUAAAGGUUUAAUGUUAUUGACAAUAUUUACUCUCUCUGGCAUUUUUCUGAUUUUGUCAAAGUUUUAAACUUUAUCAUCUCAUUACAACCAUUAUUGUUCAAUUCUGCUCCUUCUAUGAACAUUAUUUUAUAAAUUAGGGCUGUCACGAUUAUUAAAUUUGUGAAACGGUUAAUUGCCUAAUUAAUUGUGACGAUUAUGACAAUUAAUUGCCUGUUUUUGGGCUUUGCCGGUUAUAUUGAUUAAUUGCCUAUUUUAUUGCUUUGACAUUUAAUUCUCAUACAUUUUGUUUGUUCAUGAAAUAAUUUUCAUACAUUGUUGUGAUUAUUUAAAUUACAUCUUUUGCUAGAUUUACCAAGCAGUGAAUUUGACACUUAUACCACAGGUCUGUUGAAUGCUGUAUUCUGAUUGGCUGAGAAAUGUUCUGUUGGUAUGCAUUAAUUUCUGAUAACCGCACACCUAACUUGUCAAAUGUCUUAAAAAUAGGCACCAGAGCAAUGUUUGUGGUAACCAUGGUAUAAGAGGAAUAAUUGACUCCGGUCCAUUGAAUUAUUUGAAAAUAAUGCACAGAUUACUCCGCUUCGCGUCGUGCCGCAUUACACCUUGGGUGUGCAUUAUUUUCUAAUAAUUCAAUGGCCCGUCGUCAAUUAUUCCUUACGAAUAACACAAAUUUAAAAGUCUUUAAAUUAUGUUUUUUUCCACUGUAUUGAAUGGUUUUGCAAUGUAUCACAUUACACUGUCAGUUAAGGAACGCCAUCUAAUACAGUCUUGUUUAAACAGGCGCUACAGCUCCCCCUUCUGUUUUUAGAGAGUUGUGCAAUCAUUGCGGUGAUUUGAAAUCAUCGCGAUGAGGUCAAACAAUUGCGAUGAGACGAUUAUUUAAUCAUUGUGACAGCCCUAUUAUAAAUAUUAUUCUAACACCUAAAUAAAAGCGAGAGGUUGAUCUUUAACUUUGUGUUAGACUCCAGAUGUAAAGAUCUCCUAGAUCAUCAAAUGAGAAAGUUAAACAUACCAUCAUGGCACAAUGAUUAUAAAUGUAAUUUUCAUACUGUUUAUUUAGCUGAGUUACUUUAUAUAGACACUAUAAAAAACAAACAAAAAACUUUUCUGCCUUCCUGGGCUGCAUUAAAAUUUUGAUGAAGUUUUAUGGCUUGUUUCUU